Alternaria conjuncta is the source of this 1302-nucleotide messenger RNA. RefSeq lists its product as uncharacterized. Gene Ontology annotation, molecular function: oxidoreductase activity; NADP binding; NAD binding. Bases 1 to 1302 code for a protein of 433 amino acids. The record is from RefSeq and is a predicted model, not a curated record. The transcript is spliced from 2 exons. NCBI's taxonomy places the organism in Eukaryota, Fungi, Ascomycota, Dothideomycetes, Pleosporales, Pleosporaceae.
AUGUCGUCUAAACCCCAAAUCGGCUUCUGCGGCCUAGGAGCAAUGGGCAUGGGUAUGGCCACGCAUCUCGUCAAGCAAGGCUACCCUGUAACCGGUUUCGACGUUUAUCCUCCUUCGCUGGAGAAGUUCCAGGCUGCGGGCGGCACACCAUCAACAUCACUCUCAGAUUCUGCAAAAGACAAGCCUUUCUAUAUCGUCAUGGUCGCAUCGGCUAUGCAAGCUCAGCCCGCGCUUUUCGACAAAGACGGCAUUGUGAACGCUUUGCCCAAGGGAGCGACACUCUUGCUGUGCUCGACAGUACCAAGUGCGUACGCGAAGAGUGUAGAGAAAGAGCUGGUAGAUAUCGGCCGCGAUGAUGUUCUAUUCAUCGAUGCACCUGUCUCCGGUGGUGCAGGCCGGGCCGCAGACGGCACUCUCUCCAUCAUGGCGGGCGCCUCAUCUGCCGCGUUUUCAAAAGGCCAAUGGCUACUCGAAGAAAUGUCCGCCCCUUCCAAGCUUUUCAUCGUUGAUGGUGGAAUCGGUGCUGGCAGCAACAUGAAGAUGGUUCACCAGGUGCUUGCGGCAAUCCAGAUCCUGUCUCUCAGCGAAGCAUAUGGAUUCGCUGCCAGACUGGGCCUGAACGGACAGGAUGUGUACGACAAGGUGCUGGGGAGUACGGGCUGGAGUUGGAUGUUUGAAAACCGCAGUCAGAGGACGCUGAAGGAGGACUAUUUCCCUGGGGCGAGUGCUGUAACGAUUAUCCUGAAGGAUACUGGAAUCAUCACAUCCAUGUCCCGCAGCGUAGCCUUCCCAGCCACCCUCUGCUCAGCCGCCGAACAAGUCUACUUCUCCGCCCUCGACCGCGGCUGGGGCGCCAACGACGACUCUGGCCUCGUCCGCCUGUGGACUUCCGAGCCCGUCACCAGCAUCCAAAGCAGCCUCUCAGCCGAGGACAAAGAAGCAAAGCUCCAGCUCGUAGUCAAUCUCCUAACCGGCAUCCACCUUGUCUCCGCAGCUGAAGCCAUCUCGCUAGCCAAGCACGUGGGUAUCCCAUUACCGCAGUUUUACGAACUGGCAUGUGAUGCCGCGGGUGGAAGUGCCAUGUUCAAGGAUGCGGGUGCGAAGAUGAUUGCUGUUUUGGAAGGCAAGGAGGACGGGAAGGGUAAGGUCCUUGGAGGGUAUGCGGAAUCGUUGAAGCAGGCUGUGGAUGAGGCGCAGGCGAUCAAGUGCCCUGUGUACCUUGGUACUGGCGCGUUGAAUCUUCUGUUGCAGACGGGCAGUGAGCUGAGUUUGGGUUCGUUGCUCAAGUGCUAUAUGCCAUAG